AGUGCUGUGUCAGCCAUCCCCUGGUCUCUGACUCCUUACAGCAAUCCUUUCCAUUUCUUCUUCCCGUAGUGCAUCUCCUAUGAAACUGCCUAUUGUUUAUCUGUUCUGUUAAUUUAUAAAUCCAUUCAUCUCACCAUGGCCCAGAGAAAUAACAAAUCUCAGUCUAAUAACAAUAAUGAGGUACCCAAGGAUCCACCAGAAAGUUCAGAGGUGCCAGGAGAAGAGAAUUCCGAGAAGAAAGAACUGGAAGAGUUGCCUCCUUUUGAAAUAGUGGAAGGGAGCCGCAUCCCAGCUUCUUCCUUUAUGUUCCAGUUCAAGAAUGUGGAGUACAGUUCUGGGCGGAAUAAAACUUUAUUAUGCUACACUAUAGAGCGAGGAGAAGGCCAGGUGUUUCGUGGGUAUCUGGAAGACGAGCAUGUCUCAGCCCAUGCAGAGGAAGCUUUUGUCUCUACUGUCCUGCCACAGUUUCUCAGUUCUGGUGCUAUCAACGUCACCUGUUAUGUGUCAUCUAGCCCUUGUGUAAAUUGUGCAGCCAGCAUUGCACGAUGUCUACGAAAGAAUAAGACAGUGAAAUUACGUUUCGUAGUCGCUCGGCUUUUACAGUGGGAAGAAUCUGAAAUCCGUGGUGCCCUACGGGGCAUAAGCUCUGCUGGCUGCCAACUGCAAAUGAUGAAGAGUGCUGAUUAUUUGCAUGUAUGGCAGAAUUUUGUAGAGCCAGACAUGGUUCUGGAUGAAGAAGGGAAAAGUGAGCCAAAGAGGGAACAAGAAGCCUUUAUUCCCUGGGAGGAUUUAGAAGAAAACUCAAGAUAUUAUGAGGAGAAGUUAGCAGAAAUUUUGAGAUAGAUAAACAACCAACAAUGGCAUCAUAUGACUAAAGGGAAAAUAUUUGGCAGGGCAGGGAAGUGGAUACUUUUCAGAGAGAGAGAGAGAGAGAGAUUGUUGUAGGGUUUGCUUCAUUCAAUGGACUGAUUUAAUAUUCUGACUAAAUGAAAAAAGUGUUUUUAAUUAUACAAGUUCCUAAAUAUAUAUGGGGUUAAUAAUGUGAGACAUAUAAUUUAUAUUUCAUGCCUUGAGGUGAUUGAUAUGUCCGUGAUUGCAUUUGCUCAUUAAAUACUUGUGAAUGAUC
Molecule: messenger RNA, 1126 nt
Organism: Bufo gargarizans (Asiatic toad)
Lineage: Eukaryota; Metazoa; Chordata; Amphibia; Anura; Bufonidae
Product: C->U-editing enzyme APOBEC-2-like
Exons: 2
Coding region: 136-843 (235 amino acids)
Biological process (GO): cytidine to uridine editing
Cellular component (GO): cytoplasm; nucleus
Molecular function (GO): RNA binding; cytidine deaminase activity; zinc ion binding
Source: RefSeq, a predicted model, not a curated record